Messenger RNA from Closterium sp. Naga37s-1, 2614 nucleotides. Lineage: Eukaryota; Viridiplantae; Streptophyta; Zygnematophyceae; Desmidiales; Closteriaceae. The record is from the annotation of a GenBank genome assembly.
AUGGAGGGGCAGCCUAGGAACGUCUGUCUCCUCACUACUCAAAACCUUACCGCAUGCACCCACCUCACCUCUCAGCAGGAUGAGCUGCUGCUGGGCCGCGUGGCGGAGAUGGAGGAGCAGCUCAACCAGCAGCUGCUGGAGGGACCUGCUGAGGGCACCACCUCCCAGCUCAGAGGCAUAGACACGGCUUCCCUGUUCCUCUCUAUGCCAUCCCUCCUGCUGCUGGGGCGUGUGGCGGAGAUGGAGGAGCAGCUCAACCAGCAGCUGCUGGAGGGAUCUGCUGAGGGCACCGCCCAGCCGGCUGGAUCGACAAACAAGGCUGCUGCCACUGGCGGAUCUGGGAACGGCGCUGCAAUGUUAGUCUUCUGUUCCCUUUGCGUUGACUCCUUGGCACCGCGUCCCACCUUCACAGAAGGCCUGCUGAAAACCACUACUCUCCCCCGCGGUAUCUACCGCAACAAGCUGAAUAGCACCUUCCUGGAAUACCACCGAAAUGUGCACAAGGGGGAGGUAGAACUGCACUGCAUGGGCGGCACCUGCCCGAACCUAGACAUCUGCGGCUUGGCGUUCCCGAACGUGCGAGCCUGCUUCUGGCCGAACCUGGUAGAUGAGGAUUAUAUUUACCCAGCCCAGCCUGAGAAUUGCCCGAAGCUGUCGAAUUGGGAGGAGGUUGGGGCGAAGGGGGCGGACCCUAGGUGCACCCACCCUGGGGAUAACCUGAGAUUUGAUAAGUAUGUGCCGCAGUAUUAUGAGAUCAAGGACGUGUUUGUGGAUGCUAACGGGGUGCUCUUUAACGAGUCGCUGCACUUCUUCCGGCAUGGGUGCUUCAAAGACAAAGAGUUCGCCUAUCAUGCCAACCACACCAGCGUGCUGCACUACCACCGCCUCGUGUCUCUGCUGUACCAGCUGGGGGGGGCGUUCUACCACACGCUCAUCGAGGUGGUGCCGCACUUCCUGCUGCUCGCCCCGCUGCUGAAAGACAACCCUGGCAUGCCCAUUGCUGUCAGCCGCAAACAGCUGAAGCUGUACGACUCGGUGCUGCACCCCAUUGUGGGCAUCAGCUCGCGCGAGCUGAACCUUGUUCUCGUGGACGAUCACAACCAGAAGCUGCUGCUGCACGCUGACAUGGCGUACCAGCCUGUGUUCCAAGCAUGCGACAGGGCAGCGCCAGGCGUGUGGCGGGAGCUGAGGCGGCGCUACCUCGUGCCGGCCGACGGCCUCCCCAUGUUCGGCCCGGGCUUUGCUCCCCGACACCCUGGCAACAGCAGCAGCAGUGACAGCACUGGAAACAGCAGCACCACCGCCACCAAUAGCAGCAGCAUCCCCCCUCCGUGGACGGACGAGCAGAUGACGCGGCUGCCCGCCAGCUGGCUGGCUGUGAUUGCUCGGCGCCACAAGUCUAAGCGCCGCAUCGCUGGCUUCCCGCAAUUGGUGGAUUCCAUGAAGCAGAUCUUCCACCCUUCUAGGGUCUAUGUCUUCGAUGGCAAGCUGAAUGUCACCCAAGCCAAAACCGUGUUCAACAGAGCAGCGGUGUUUGUGGGGUUGCACGGGGCAGGCCUGGCCAACAUGGUCUUCAUGCCCCUCAACGCCAGCAUCUUUGAAAUCCGCCCCCGCGGCUACCCCAACCCGUGCUACCACCACCUCGCCACAGCCACUCAGAUGCACUACCAUUUGAUCCUCGGAAACGGCACCAAGGACAGCGAAUUGAAGUUUAAUCAUACCGAGGCUGUUGAGGUGCUGAGACUGAUUGCCAAUCGCACAAGAGCAAGAAUGUCAGCUGAAAAGUUUGAGUCGAUUAAUUUGUUGCCGCCGCUGGAGGCGGUGGGGGAGGAGGAUUGGGAGGAGGGGGGUGGGGAGGAUGGGGAGGAGGAUGAGGACAAUGGCGGAGGGGGGAAUGCGGAGUUGACUAUACCUCUUGAGCUUAUGGCGGAUGUGACUCUAAAGGCGCUGAAUGACACAGAUGGGCAUGUGUUCAACAAAACGACGCAUUUCAAUCGGGAGGGCUGCAACAACGACUCUCCGUUUGAGUACAAGAAGGGCACCAAGGUGCACAAGCUCAAGAGGGUGGUGAACCUGGCGUACUACCAGGGCCGCAACUUCUACCACGGGCUCGUCGAGUGGACGCCCCAGCUCUUCCUCCUCAGCUCGCUACUGCACGCCAACCCCACCAUCCCUCUGCUCGCCAUCCACGACCAGUGGGAUUUCUACGAGAAUAUAUCGAAGCCUAUUAUAGGUGUGGAACAAUUCGCUAUGAACCGACUCAAUAUAAGCCGCGGGGAGCUCUUCUAUGCCGAUGAGGUGUACCUUCCGCUAUACCAGGCAUGUGGCAAGGCCAGCCCUUCCCUCUGGUCGCUCCUCCGCUCCCACUUCCUUCUCGCCCCGCAAGGCCUCCCCAUCUUUCCGCCCACCAGCUGGAUCCAACGGCCAGGAUUGGCCAAUCCGGUGAACCAGACCGAGGCGGCAAUAGUGCCGCCCGAUUGGAUGGUGCUGCUGGUGCGGCGGCCAGGUGUCAAACGCUCAUUGGACCGCUGGGAUGAGCUGUAUGAGGCGGCCGUGUCGGUGUUCUCAUUGAAUCGGGUUCAUGUGCUCGACGGAUCAGUGCCUAUGCUCAAAG